Pelobates cultripes (western spadefoot toad) is the source of this 31731-nucleotide messenger RNA. The record is from the annotation of a GenBank genome assembly. Lineage: Eukaryota; Metazoa; Chordata; Amphibia; Anura; Pelobatidae.
GUGGCGCUGACUGGACACAUUUUGCCCCUCCCAGGCUUAUCCGGUCUUAUUCCCAGCAGGCAGACAGGUCAUAUGAUCUGAGCAGUUCAGGAUUCCCCGUGGUUGGUACCUGGAGCCCAGUGGAGCCAUGGCGAGCAGGGGGUUCUGCCGGGAGCUGUACAGCUGUAUCUUUGAUUACAGCACCCCGCGUAUAGCGCUCAUCAAGAGCAGGAAGGUUGGUGUCAUGAACAGGCUCAUCCAGCUGGGAAUUCUCGCCUAUGUGAUUGGGUAUGGAAUGACACAUUGUAUCUGUUAACGUUCUAUUCCAUUUACCUUGUGACACUGCUGCUUACAGUAAUCAUGUUCAUAUAUUUAUUAUUUAAUUGGCAGAGGUGGCAGUUGAUCCAUUCACGUGGCUUGUUCUCUCUAAUGAUUCUGAAUUUCUGAUACAUAAAACUUUGUCUAAUGGAGAUGUAUUCAGAAUCGAAACCACUCUGCGCGUGGUAUUUCUCCAAUCUCACGGUUGUUAAAUUUGCCAUAUGUGUACAGGUAUCUGGCUUACUGUAAUGCCCUCAAUCUGCUCUCGGUACCUGCCCAGGGAGACCUUACUGUGUACAGUCAAUUCACCCUAGCUCAGCACCUGCUGUGGGUUGUAGGAGUUUAAAUCAGUUGUGUGUGUGUGUAUCAUUUUACUACUACUUUGCAGAUUAACUAAACCCUUCAUUAUAGUGAGUUGAAAAUUAUAGAAGUGAGGUUCGUCAAGACAAAAGCAAGUGCAGUUCUGGGGCAACGGAUCCAUCACCGUGGAAACCAAUAGAAUGUCUGUCCAUAUUUAUCACUUUGCACCCAAAUUGGCACAUUUGAUAAAUCUCCCCCGAAAUAUGCACAAUUAAGGAUAAAAUGACAUAUAAAAAGUUCUGAUGUAUUCUCAACUAAAAUUCUGUACUCUAAAUUAUUAUUACCCGUUGAGGGAAAUAUUGUUGUAUAGGGGCCUUUAUUUGUUUUUGGGUGGGGGCAGCAUACCAUCCUUAUUAGUACUUAAGAAACCAUAUUCCAGCAUUAAAUAUGUCUCUGUAAAUUAAGAUGAACAGCUUGUAUAAUCUCUUAUUAUUGGGGUUCUUGUAAACUGUGAAAUAGUGCCUUGUGUUAAACGUGAUGAGUUUGCUAUCUUGCCAUAUGUUAAGUAUUACUCCAGUGAUGCCAGUCUGCUCUUUGUACCUGCCCUAGGAGAAAUGACUCUGUACAGUGAAUGCAAUGUCAAUUUUGCCCUAGAUCUAAUCUGCUUGUAGAAGUGUUUGAACUGGAUUCAUUGUCCAAUAACUACCUGGAUAGCAGCUAAGUAAUGCCACAUAGAUAUGUUGCUGUGUGGAAGGGUUUGAUUAACUCAAGAGUGAAUAUAGUGCAUUAACAAAAACGCACCCUUAAGACUAAAAUGGCUGGUUUAAAAUAUACCGUACUGCUGUAUUCCUAACCUAACUGUUUUUAUCUUAAACAUACUGAAUUUUAGCUGCUUAGGGGAAAAGUGAAGUGUUGUAGCAUUAAAUGGGAACAGUCUCCUCUCUGGGAACUGCACUAUUGAAUAAUGUCACGUUAUGGCACAAAAAGGGAACUGCACCAUUGAAUAAUAACAUCACCAAUGGCAAAAAUUGCAAAUGAGGAGGAGAAACCAAAACAUUGGGGAAGGUUUAUUAAAGUGUCCUAUUCUUAAAAACUUGUGCAUUGUACUAAAUGUGGGGCAGUCGCCAUGGAAACCCAGCGGAACCAGCAGGUAGAUUCCAUUAGUGAUUCCUUCUCUUACAUCUUUUCACCAGGUUUAAAACCACAUUUUGUCAGCUUAGAGAGAGCAGGAGAGGAAGGAAACACAGGGGGAAAUGUAUCAAGCAGGUGCAAAGCUCAGCUCUAGGAAGCCAAUAUUAAGGCACUUCCUGCAACAUCUACAUUUAAUUUUAUUUCUCAUACCUUGCAAACAAAUAUCUUUAAAUGUAGGGAAUUAAUAAAUAUUAUAUUUAAAAAUCCCAGUACCUAAGGGUUGAGCUUUUUAUUCCCUUGAGUUGUAGAAACUCUUUCAUUAUCAAACAUGCUUGUGAUUUAAGUAUCCUCAAGGAUGUGCUGGUGGUAAAUUAGCAAAGCUGACCCACGUAUACAUUAACUAAUUCAUGGGAAGGACUUUUUUGCAUUUCCAGGCACAGAUAACUAUAAUAUGUUUGCUGUGUAUUUUUAAUAAAGAUGAUGAUGGAGCAUUAUGGGAAUUUCAGUCCAAUGUAGAUUAAAGGGCAGUCAAUAGGAAUUCAGUCUAAUAUUAUGAACAUUCUCUCUGCUAGUGCUGGAUAAGCAUGGUGAGUGAUGGACUUGUUUUUUUUUUUUUUUCUUCUUCUUUUAAGGCGUGAUGUAUACACACACUAAACUUCCCUUUUAACAUCCUGUAAAUAGCAAAUAUUAAAGACCUGAUGUUUCCUAGUGACAUUCCAAAAUAUAUAUAUCAGUCCAAUAUUAUAAACACACGUUUAACUUUCUUGUCUGCAUUUAUUCACAGGUGGGUCUUUGUCUGGGAGAAAGGCUACCAGGAGUUUGACACAGUAGUCAGCUCUGUGACUUCGAAAGUGAAGGGUGUAGCAGUGACCAACACCUCAGCGUUAGGCACAAGGAUCUGGGAUGUGGCUGAUUAUGUUAUACCGCCUCAGGUACAUUUACUGUAUACUAUGCUAAUGUUUACUUGGCUAAGUUGAUGAAAGUAUUAACACCCUUUAAAUGUAUAACAAGUUAUAUUGAGGAAGCAGGAAGAGUACUAUAAUCUUGCACAUUGCAUUUGUUAUAUUUUUAGGAGUCCUCUGUUCUGGUCUCUUAAUCCUGUUAAAGGAACACUAGGGGGUCAACAACACAAACAUAGUCGUAAAAACACCAUAUAGCCUUCCUGCUCUCCCCUAAAUAUAGUAAAACCUUCAUUUUAUUCCAGAAUGCAGCUGCUGGCACUGCCUCUGAUCUGCCUGCUUGGAUGACAUCAUCAGAUGUGUUGUUCUGAGCCAAUCACAAUGCUUCCCACUGGAAAGUAUUUGAUUGGCUGAGACUGUCAAGGAGGCAGAUUAGGGGUAGAGCCAGCACAAGCCAAACACAGCCCUGGACAAUCAGCAUCUCCUCAUAUAGAUGCAUUUAAUCAAUGCAUCUCAAUGAGGAAAGUUCAGUGUCUCCAUACAGAGUGUGGAGACACUGACUGUCACUGCCCCAGGAAGCACCUCUAGUAGCCAUAUGAGGAGUGGCCAGUGGAGGUAUCCAGGGCUGUAAUGUAAACACUACAGUUUCGCUGAAAAGACUGUUUUCUGCAAAAAGCCAGGAGGGACUGAUUAUACUCACCAGAACAAAUACAAUAAGCUGUAGUUGUUCUGGUGACUAUAGUGUCCCAUUAAUUUGCCAUAGUUGCCCACAUCACCCAACUGUAUGAUGUCAGAGAGACAAUGUAGCUUUCUUUGUCUGUAUACAUUUUGCAUGGCAUCUGGCUGUACACAGUGUAACCUCUAUAGGGUUUCUACGAGGGGGUACUAUCAAUGGUUUGAGUCCAGGGAAACAACAAUUUCUGUUGGUAUUGAGGUAUCGGCACAGCUGUUUUAUUAUCAUAGCAAGUCCUAGUUUAUUGGUAGGAUUCUGGUUUGUAGGUUAUAUCCAGCUGUCUGGACAGGCAUAAACUGUAAACUACCUUUCAGUGUACUGGGAACACAAACUCCAUGGCCUGGUAACAAUGUGCAAGGACUGGGAAUUGGAGACAUGAGUAUUUUUAUACUUGUUCCAAGCUAAGGAACAAUUUCAGAUACAAAGAGUUUGCUUUCCAUUUUUUUUUUUUUUUUUUUUUUGAGGUGGGGAGGGGAUGCACUUGUCCUUUAAAUAAACAACUGAUGGUGUAGAUAAAACUUUUUAUAUAUGGGGACACUGUAAGCACUAAACCAAAAUUAGACUGCAGGAAAAUGAUCUAUACACUGAAAAUGAUCUAUACACUGAAACAACAUAUGUUGGUGUUUAUAGUGUCCCUUUAAAGGGCAACGGUCAUGCCCCAAAACACAUGCUCAUUAGUUUGAGUAGAAUAUUUUAUCUAUACAUUGUGCUACCAGUUUUGCUAAAACAUGUUUUUAAAUAGGUUUUUCUCCUAAUCUAUAGGUUCACUAUAAAUAAAUAUAUAUUAUAACACUUACAGCCCUAUAGUAAAGCACCUAUCGCCCAUCGACACGGUACAACACAUAUUCACCCACCACACACAGCCUGUAUACCCCCCUCUCCAACACAGUCUCUAUUACCUCUACACACACAAUUUGUAAUCCCUGUCCACAAACACACUACUGCCACUAUCUAGACACGUACUAGACAGCCCCAUUCACACCACAAGUUGUCUACUCUUACACAUAACACCACAAGCAAUCUAUACCACAUACAGUCUUUUUCCCACACAAACGCACACUUUUAACACUUUCCCUCUGGUGUCCCAUGUUUAAUGAAAUCAGAGACAAGUCACCAGCAAACACCGAACAAACAUUAUUAAGAUUGCAUGCACUGUGUUAAACACAGGUCUUCCGCAGGGCUCUGCAAAUGGGCUGCCAUAGAGUGACAUCGAACAAGCACAGCCACUCUUGGGUGCAUGCCAAUAAUGUUGCCAGUGCCCCUACCUAUUGGGCUGCUGUGCCUUAAAAUGCCCAGGCUGAACCAGAUCGCGCAGAAAUUCAAACUCACACACCUCCCGUCCCCAAUGACCCCAGUACUACGUAACAGAGCAUUCCCACCGGGCCUAAGGGCACGAGAUUUUAAAGGCAUCGAAGCCACGAACCUACAACGCUAUAUCCACCUAUACGUAGAUAACCAACUAGUAACAUACCAACACUUACAAACCUUAGCCCCAUUACAAACCCGCGACUUCUUCCGAUAUAUACAAUUACGGGACUUUGCGCAAACCAAUGAGGUCAAAAUGGCAAAUGCCAAGCCUCUUACCUUCUUUGAGCAAAUCUGCCUAAAAGAAAGCAUGCCAGCGAAACUAAUCUCUCUGCUCUACAACCACAUAUGCCUAGAAUCAGGCACGUGGGGCCCGCAGACAUACACAGACAAAUGGGAAGCGGAUCUGGGUGAAACACUAGAGGGGACGGAGUGGCAAGACAUAUGGGAGGCGAACACAAAAGUGUCUAUAUGCACGACCCUGCAUGGAACAAUCAUAUAAAAUAAUGCUUCGGUGGUAUACACCAGUCAAGCAACAACACAUGCAACUCUGCCCCACCGAUACCUGUUGGCGACUAUGUGGAGAAAAAGGCACUUACAUCCACAUGUGGUGGCAGUGCACCAAAGUAAAAGAGUUUUGGUAAAAAAUAGUGGCCAUGCACACUAAAAUCCUACACCGACAAAUAACACUGGACCCCUGGGCAUGUCUAUUGUCACGACCGACAAACGGACUAGACAAACACGACCAAAAACUUCUGAAUAUGCUCAAUCUAGCAGCUCGCAGGGCACUGGCACAAUACUGGAUAAAACCAGAGACACCCCCACUAUCUCUAGUAAUUACCAAAAUCAGAGAUAAUUACUUAAUGGACAAGAUGACAGCUACCGUUCGGAACACUACCACCACAUUUCAAAAGGUAUGGGCCCUUUGGGAACAAUAUGAUGAAAAAUCAUAAGACAAAUGAGCACCCACUCACAGACAGCUACUCACUCGUGCAGUUUUAGGAUUUAACGCUUACUUUCACUUGAUUGUUUUUUCUUGUAUAUAUGUUUUUCUUUGUGCAUACAACGAAUAAAUAAAAACCUUUGACAGGCGAAAGCUAAAUGACAACAGCCUUUGCGCAACCCACAUGCAACAUGUCUAAAAUGUAUAUUAUGUAUGCUAACAACCCAGAUUUUCUUUCUGUAACAUGACUAAAGCAUAUUUGAAAGAUGGGCUUCUGCGUAAGCCAAAAAUGCUCUCACCUUCAAUGUCUGUCAAUGCAAAAAUAAAGAAUUGAUAAAAAAAAAAAUGCCCAGGCUGAAUCUUUGUCCCAUUUCAUCCCGGCUCAUGUUCUCACAUACAGGUACACAUACAGAGAUGUACUCAUGGACCUACAAAUACAGACACGUAGUGACAGAUGUACUUAUACGUUUUUAACUUAACAAUUUCCUAGGCUGCACAUUGAGCAAGAGAAUGCAAACCUAAAUAUUCCAUAAACCUCCACAACUUACUUGUGUCUCAGCCAUAUGCCAGAGAGAUAGUAAAAAAAAAAAAAAAAAACGUACAGGCCUCCAACUACUUAAAAUCUUUAUGGCAGCAGGAACAAGCGAUGAUAGAUCCAAACUAAUCAGGGGGUGCCACUUAAGUUAACCGCAGCCCUCCAUUAACAAUGCCCCUGUAUGGGUUGAGUGGCUUAAAUAUGCCUAUAACUCCAAGAUGGCAUUAUAUUUCCUAAUACUUUUUUUUGCUACCAAGCAGCUUGCAACCCCAUUCUGCUCUGCCACUAUGUCCCAGGCUGCCUGCUGCCUUUUGCAGCACAUGUAGGAGAUCUUUUCCUGCCACCAGCAGCCAUUGCUGAUGUGCAGACUAAUUCACUGCAUAUAAGACUGCCGCAGUCCUGUGACAGGGAGAUGGGAAGAUAUGCUUCUCCAACUCCUGGCAAGUAAAUCCAAUUGUGACCAAGGGUAUUGCUCUUUGUUUAGAUUUAUUUAGAAAGAUAACUUUUAGUUGGCGGGACCUCAUCCAUGGCUGUGCCCCAUAAUGGUGUUUUAUUACUAGGAAAAUGUGGUACGUAUGACUUAAAUUGCUACCAAAGCUGUCUCCACACUGAGCAGACUGUUAAGGACAUCCAUUGCUUAGUACAGGGGUCCAUAACAUAUGGCACCUUGGGCUGCCAGAGCCAAACAAGCUGUGGCCCAUCUGGAGUUCAAGUGUAACUUUAGAUAUCUGCUAGUGCAAAGUGAUUGCAGGUGGUGAGGGCCAAUCCUCAAUAUCCACAUUUUAGCACUAGAGGAAGUGAUCUCCGAAAACUUCCUCCCAGCACUUGUCAACAGGAAUUUGCACUUGACACCGGGGAAGGCACCCACACUGCUAGAUAUACACAAAGCUGGCAAAUAAGCCCCCUACAAAUAAUACAAACAGCCCACACGCAAACACACCGCUGACGAUCCACAUACAUGCACAAGCAGCCUCUUGGAUGGAAUACCACAAGCAACCCUAAACACACACUCAAGUUGACCUAUCAUCCACACACACCAUUCCACAAGCAGCCUGCAUACACAGCCCACAUUCAUAGGUGUCAUAUACAAUAUCACAGAUUACUCAUGAACACACAAAUAGAACAUUACAAAGCAACUACAGCACCCAUAAUUAACACAAGCACAAUUCAGCAACAUGUACACAAUAUUUAAAAAAAGAAAUAGGACCAGCACACUAAGAGCUUGUUUUUGCACAGUACCACUAAAAUAUUGUGUGAAUAUUGGCUUUAAGGUACAGCAGUGCCCUGCUCUACUAAUGAUAGUGGGUACUGUCAGUUGUAUAGUGCCUCUUUUCAUCAUUUCUUUAGGAUCUACCUCUUUCUCCGUUUUAAAUCUGGUGAGACAUUGAUUUUAUUUAUAAUUGUGUUUUAAUUGGUAAAUUGUAAACUCUGCUAUUUUGCCAAGGUAUAAAGGCAUGUCCCCUUUGAAGUGAAUUUGUAAUUAUAAAUAUCUUAUUUACCCUUCUUCAAAUCCUUAAUUUACACUGGUUAGGUGUGCCUUCAGGAGAGGGUUGAGGACUGCACUGAAUCAAUGCAUCUCUAUGGGGAACAUUCAGCAUCAUACAGAGCGUGGAGACGCUGAACGCCAAUGCUUUGCACUGACGUAGGAAGCACCUCUAGUUGCCGACUAAGUGACUGCCACUGGAGGGGUUCCUAGGCAGCAAUGGGACCGGUAUACCAAAACUACUAUAUUAAGCUGUAGUGGUUCUGGUAACUAUAGUGGCUCUUUUAAAGUGAAUAUAACGUACAAAUUUAGGGCUCCAUCAAAAGGCCCAUCCCAACAAACCAAAGAACUCUGGCACACCAUUCCUUAAUGUGCUCUACCUCCACACCCUAAUCGGUUAAUAAUUGGAGAGUGUGGCCAGAACACAAGCUUUUACUAAAACCCCAGAUUGUGGUAAACAGAGAAACCAUGCUGAUAACACAACACAUGUUACAUUGAAUAGUUCACUUUCUAGAGAAAUGGCAACCACAAGGACUAUUGCAUCACUCGUCCUGUUCUGCUCUGUUCAGAGACCUCCAGUCAUCACCCGCUACUGCUGCUGUAACAUAUUGGUCAUACUUCAAACUAGGGAAAACUGGGAGAUAAACCAUUUUGUGUACAAAGCAUAUGGCUGUGGGCCACGCAUUCCAUCUGUCUGUGAGAAAUGAUACUCAAGAAUUCUAAAACCAUUCCUGCAAAUAUCCUCAUUGUUCAUAGGCUUCUUUUAAAUGUGUAGCUUAUACAAAACGUCUCAUUCUGGGGAAGAUAUGCAACUAAUCGUAUGUCAUAGCAAAAUUUUUGUGUUGUAGCACUUUUACAUUGCCACUAAAUGGAUUUUUAAUAUUUGCUUCUUUGAUAGAAGAAAAGGUUAGAUAAAAUUAAAAAAAAAAAACACCUGAUGGGUGGAAAACUGACGCAUAUUUGUAGGUAAAUACUGUUUUACAUUGAUCACCUACCAACUGACCACAUAGUCGCACAUGCCAACCAAUCAUUUGUGGGAUUGGAUUACAGGGUAACGAAGAUAACCUUUCUGUCUGCUUCCCAUGGAUAGAGUGCCUUACCGGGAAGGAUUAAAUUCACCAUCUGUACCAAUAGCCCCCUCCCCCAGUUCAAUAUGUUCACUAUAUACUCCAAAGUUGGUGUAGUGUAUAUAAACUGUGACUGCCCUACACAGUAUUAAUGUUGCACAUCCCAUUGUGCAAAUAUUGAAAUGAGAGAUGUACAAAAACCAUGUUUGCCUCAGAGAUUAGUUAUUGGUUUAUUCUUUGUUUGCUUAAUUCCAAUCCAAGUCAUAUGGUUUUCAAUUUAAAAAAAAAUAAAAAUCCUUCCCAUAAUGUAGUACACAAGUCAAAAUCCAUGGUAAAUCGACAUUAAACACAUGACGCUCAAGUUAGCUCAUUUUACAGAGCUCAUUACAUAUUAUUUGAUCUAAGGUCCUGUUUCUCAAGAUUUGUGUAAGCGCUCUAUCUCAUUUAUUUUUUUUAUUUAUUUUAAAAAAAUAUUCUAGAAGUACAGGCAUGUAAGUACACAAAUGCUGAUACGAAAAGCCGACAUAAUUGGCCUGCACGUUUUACAUAUCAACAUUUGUACAUUUUGUUUAGAUCAACAAAUGCGCCCAGGGUGUAAUCACUUUAUUCCAUUUUAGGGCCAAAGAAACAUAAUAUCUCUCGAAUUGUGAGGAUGACAAGAAAUCUGCAACUUGGAUUUGCACAGCUGCAUAGUUUGAUAAACCUAAGCCUAGAUCACCUGCCUUAGGUAUUAAAGGGAAACUCCAAAACCAUAAAGCACUCGCUGAAUUGUAAAGUGUCCCUAUAUUUUUUAUCUUAUUUUAUUUUUUUUUCAUUCUUUUUAUUUUACAAAAAUGUUGAUUUCAAUAGAAAUACUAUGAAAUCUGAAUUAACCUUGUUACAACUCCCCAGCUGUCAAUUAGGCAACCUGUCCUGUUACUUCCUGGUUUGGUUAGUUCAGUGAAGCUAAACUCAAGAGUCAGCAAUUACCCAGAGCACAUGCCUUGCAAAGACUUCUCAUUGGGAAGUCUGUGAAUGGAAAGCCACAAAGUCUGGACAAGGUUAGAAAGGGAGAGCUUGCAAAGCUGCAUGCAUACAUUUGUUAUUUUUUUUUGUUUUUUUUUGAUAGUAUAUCUACUAAACAGUGUUUUGUUUUGGGCAGUGGAGUGUCCCUUUAAUGCUUAGUGUUCUGGGGAUUUUACAAUUGUUAAUAGAUCUAGUUACAAAUAUUGCACCAGUGGAUUAAAUACUCAAAGUAACUGCAGGGAGCCCAUUAUUGUGACUGUCUCCCGUUCUCCUACAUUGUGUUGUGGUUUUUGGUUGUCUUUUUGUGUUAAUCAGUGAGGUACAUGGAUGUUGACAAGUCUCCAAUAAACGGUAAAAAUUAAAAUCUUUGUAUUGAGACCCUUUUUAUUAAAGCUCACACUAAUCAUGUACUUGUUUUGUAUCUAGGAGGAAAAUGCCUUCUUUGUGAUGACCAACCUCAUUAUUACACAGAAUCAGACUCAAGGCCACUGCCCUGAUGUAAGUUUAAAAUAUGUCUGUAGAUCUGUGACUGGACAUGUGAAAGGCUACUCCUCUGCGUUGUUGUUUGUCUUUGGCAGUGACUUUGACUGAUUCUGGAUACAGGAUAUAUUAGUCAGUUGUUGGGAAUUUCACACAAAGCUAUUACAUGGGGCUCUGUUUAGAUACAAAAACAUGGAUGUAUUAUGUAAUACUGGAACCUUGACCCAUUUGGGAUUAAUCAUUGUAGAGACAGUUGACCUAUUGUCUCUCUCUUGCUAAUAUAAAAGUAUGACACAAGUGAGUCUACAGUGUCUGAACCUGGAGCCCUGAUACCACUGAACAACCUCAUGAGCAUCAUAUACGGAGUCCCAAAUGGGCCCCUGUAGUAAUGUUAGUCUGGCAAAUCUAUAUAAUCCAUGAAUUCAAUAUGCCCCGGAGUGCCCAAGUGGCAGUAUAAGGGAUGAAAACUCACAUUUUCAAAAAGUAUUGGGAAGCAAAAGAUACAAUGUGGCUUUAUGGAUGACUUUUUGUCACAGUAUGAUGAGAACUCUCAGAUCCCACUUGGCGUUGAGUUUUGAGCUAAAAACGCUAUCAUUGUGUAUAUAAAUGAAACCAUGCUAACUACAGAUACCUUGGUACUUGUUAACAAAGCUAAUCAUUCUUACAUAAUCUCUGCCGCAAGAUAUCAAGCAAAAGGAACUAAUAUUGAAAUCUCCCACAUAUGCACAUGGGUCUGGCACUAAUUUUGAUAAUGGUCUGCUAUUUUGAAAUAACGGCAUCUGUGUCUCUGAGAUAAUCUCCACAAUCUAAUCAGACCAAUAAAUAAAAGGAGCAAAGCUACCAGAAAGGCAAUAAUUGUUUUCAAUAAAAAUACUAUUUAUGUAUCUAUACAGAUACGUAAUUUAUUUAUUUUUCCCUGUAAUUUUAUACGUGGUAAUUUAUAAAAGUGAAAACUAUCAGGAUUUCAAAGUGAAUUUAACAUUUAAGGCCAAAAAUAGCUAAACUGUAAUUUAUUUUGAAUUCCCAGCGAUUCUUACUGGUUUGGGUUUAUAACUACAUAACACCCUGUAGGGCAGGGAUGCACAAAAGGCAGAUCCCAGAUGUUGUUGAACCACACCUCCCAUGGUGCUUUUCUACCUUUUAGGCAUCCCUGCUGUAGGAUUUAUUUGCUAAGGUAUACAUUGUGUCAAAUUGAAAUCUAAAUGGUAAAUUAAAGUUAAAAUAGAAAUGCUGUGACUAUAUAGAUGAAUUGGAGAAUUUUAUUCAGAUCCGCUAUUUUUCCCAAAAUGUUGCCAUUCAGGUUUCUGUUCACUACAAUUGAGGAUAUAGUGAAUUAAUCAUUAUAUUUAUAUCGGUGUAUAUUUGUGCUGUAUUUAUAAAAAAAUAAAAAUAUAGUAAUUGUCUCAUUAAUUUGGCAAAUGCCUUACCCUAGAUGUGUUCUCAUUACAUUAUUUGUAAUAAAGACAGCGAAAACGUGGCUGUGAUCUCCUGCCAAAAUGCGUUGAUUACUCCAAAUAAACACUUCACCAAUUGCAUAGCUAUAGAAACACAGCACUCAAAAUAUAUUUUGUGUUAUCUCCUUCCAGUUACCGGACCAGUCAACCAUAUGCAACUCCUCACAUGACUGUAUUCCUGGAUUUAUAAGCACGCACAGCUUUGGUAUGAGUGGCAAAUAUUUAGCAAUGUUCUACCUUGGUCUUUACGCUUGAUAAGGAACAUGACCAAAGAUGUUUCGAUUUUAGUUUGUUUUAAGAUUUCUUGUAGAAUUGGUAAAAAAUUAGUGAUUGAAGCAAAAAUAUCAAACUGUUGCCAUCUGAAUAGCAUAACCAAGCACAAAACUUAGAUGCAGAUUGCUUUAUGUCCCUCACACCAUGAAAGCUGUUCAAGUUGAGAGGGCAGACUGGGCAGACAGGAAGUUGUUUUCUCACUCUUGGGGUGCAGAUUGAGUCAUGGGAUCUCCCAUUCUAUCUGGGUCCUAUCAACUUUAUGACGUGGUACACUUUAAUCUUUUGCGCACUGGUUGACUCGGUCUCUCUUCCUCACCUACCAGUCCCUCCCUGCCCUCAAAUGCUUGAUUCUAUUUAUUUUUCUCUGCCUUUUUAUUUUCUCUCUUUUAGUCCAAUAAGUGAGCCCCCUUGUACACCCUGGACAGCCUAUAUUUUGUUACUUUGCCGGGUGGGGGGGCAUUCCCUCCUGCUCUGCAAUAAAGACCCUGCUUAUUUUGUGAAGCAUUGUAAGGAUUUGUUACCUUUUUUUUUUUUUUCAUUGGUGUGUGAUUUUCAAACUGUACCUCUUUACUUAUUUCACAAAAUAUCAAUAAAGACUGGGGAGGGAAUAAAACGUAUCACUCCUGAUGCAGUCUGAGAAACUGACAUGGGAUCUGUUUAGAAUCCCAUAUUGUGAUUCCACGUAACAAUGAGUUUCCUAUUGAUUAAACGACUCUAAAACAACUUGCGUGAUUCUUUUUGCAUCAUGGAAGCACUGUACUUUUUUUUUAUUCUGACUAGUUGCAUUUUGUUACUAUUGAUUUUUUUUUUUUAUUAAAAAAUAAAUAAAAAUCUAAACAUUUAUCUGCUACUAAUUCUUUCCAUUCUGCAGCCACGGUUUCCACUGUCCUCACUGUGCAAUAAUUGAAAUGUAAAGCUUAUUUUUUUUUUUUCUCCUGGUGUCAGUGUAACUAGGGAGAGAAUUCCAUAUGAUGAAAAUGGCUACAAUUAAUGCUAGGAGAGAGAGAGUGGCAAGCUAUAAAUCGUUUUUUUCUGUCUUAUAGGAGUUCAGACUGGACAAUGUGUCGCUUAUAAUGAAACUGUCAAAUCCUGUGAAGUUUAUGCUUGGUGUCCAGUAGAAAAUGACACAGAAUUGCCAGAGUGAGUAGCCUUUUGAUCAGCAUACACUAUCACGAGAGCAUACCUCUCAAGUGUCUUUAGGAGGGUCAGUCCCACCUUUGGAUCUAAAUCCCUCCGUCCCUCUUUUCUAGGAUCUCCAUAUUGUUGGUGUGUCUGAGUGUACAGUAAAAAAAAUACUCCCAGUAAUGUGUAUUUAAACUACAAUACAUGUGUUUAGAAAUCAGUCUGUGUUAAUAAGAUAAAUUGUUCUUGUUCUAAAUUAAAUUUUAGUUGCAUAAAUUAGUAAAUCACCUAAAAAGAACUGCAACACUCUUGGACCCUACCCAUUCACAUCCCUAAUAUUAAAGUGUUCCUGUUUGUCCAUUUGAAAUGUUGGGGGGUAUGUGAGAGAGGAGAUUGGAAUCUACCUGGGAUACUGCAGGCAUUUACAAACAGUGGGUCUUUUUACCCAAUACUGCUUUAUCAGACAAUGGAACCAUUGUACAAUCAGAGAGCCUCUUUACAAAAUGCCACAAUAAAUACUGUGCAUACAUCAAUCCAAAUCUAGUCUAUUCACUAGAUAACACAAUCAGGGCUAAUGAUGGAACCUUUUGCAUUAAUUUUGAAAUCUGACCUUGUUUUGUUUUUGUUUUUGUUGUUUCAGACCUGCUUUUCUCAAGGAAGCUGAAAAUUUCACAGUUCUUAUUAAAAAUAAUAUUUGGUUUCCGAAAUUUAAUUUCUCCAAGUAAGUGUGAAGUAGGCAUACCUUGUUUCUUAUGUAUUUAUUUAUAUUAAUUUAGAAGAUCUUAAUUUCUAUGCUCAGUGUUUUUAAAAGCCAAUUUUUUUGAAUUUCCAGAUGUGUAGUUGUAAUGUUUAAAGGCUCACUAAAACAAAGCGGUUUUCCUGACACUAUAGUGCCCUAAGGGUGCCCCCACCCUCAGGGUCCUCCUCCCGUGGCGCUGAAGGGGUUAAAACACCUUCAGCAGCUUACCUUAAUUCAGCGCCGUGCUCCCUCGGCGCUGGUGACCUCUCCCUCACCCCCCCACUGCCAACGUCAGCGGAGCCGAAUGCUCUGCAAGUACUGCGCGUGCAUUCAAAGUGUCCAUAGGAUAGCAUUUCUCAAUGCUUUCCUAUGGACGCUCUGCGCGGUGAAGGCAAAAUGUGCCUCAGCGUCGCAGAUGCGCCUCUAGUGGCUGUCCAGAAGACAACCACUAGAGGCUGGAUUAAUCCCAAAUGUAAACAUAGCAGUUUCUCUGAAACUAUAUGUAACAGCUACCCAGGUAGUAAGAGGGUAUCAGUCGUUGGAGACGUCCAUUUCUUCCUGGCAAGUCGCUGUAUAGUAGUGGAGUUGCUUAUUCCCAUCCACUGGAUCCAAGGCAGGAGUCAGGUAGAGCUCUUAAAAGAGCUAAGUGAUUAUGCUUCAUAUUCCCUUUCAAUAACGAGACAGGGCUACGUUUUUUGAAGGGUCAAGAAGAACUGGCUUUUAAUGGCAGGUACUCUCUUUUUAUGUGAUUCUGCCCAUGCAAGGGAGACAUCCACAUAAUUAACAAAACAACCAAUACAACAUAAGGUACAUCCCACACAUCUCCUCCCCUCAGAUAAGCUUUUAACCCAAUUAUCAGAGACACAUUUUCCCCCAAGUUUUGGAUGUACCCCAAAUACCUGGGGUACAUGCAUAAAUCCCCAGCCCUAUUCUUGGGGACCAACAUACUAAAAAAUCAGCUCAUUCGGUUCAGUGGUUCGGGAGAUAUGGAGCUUUAAAGUUUUGCCCGACCGCACUGGCAAAGUGGCCGAAAAUAGUUCCAUGAGUUUUGGCCUUGCGGUCGGUCUUUGUUUGCGCAUAAAAAGUCCCGAAAGGCUUGCCAUCCGUGCGUAACACGACGUUCGUCAGAAUCCCCAUAUGCUAUUAAGUCUUUCUUCCGAACGGCAGGUUGUUCGGUAGUUUUGGCACGAUUUCCCGGUGCUAUGGAGGUCUCAGCGGUGUCCGCCUAUUCGAGUGUCCGAUUUUAGUUCCAGACACUCGACGGCAAAACACUGCUGUUUGGGAGUUAAGAUGGCCGUGAACACGUGUAAAAGUCCCGAAAUGGCGGCCACCCAGGCACUUCACAAACCGUUCGUGGGUUUCCUAUGCAGACUGUAUUCGCGGAUCAUGGAGGUAAAUUAUCCAUAAUUAGGUAGCAGGGUGGUCCGGUGUUCGGUAGUUUGCAUUCGUAUGAUGAAUGCUUUUAAAUGUCCCGAACUGUUGUAUAGCAAAAUCCCCAUGAAAGCAGGUAAGGAAGGCUCUUCAAUUUGUUACACUAUGUUUACAUCUGAAGGGUUAAAACCUGACGGACCUGGCACCCAGACCACUUCAUUGAGCUGAAGUGGUCUGGGUGACUAUAGUGUCCCUUUUAAUUCUCCAACUGACAUGAGUAAGAAUUUUACUGAAAUAAAAUACUUAUGUAGGUAAAAAAAAAAAUUAUUUAGAUUUAUUUUUAAUGCCAUUUUGCAUUUAUCAAUGCUAUCACCAUUUUAAACUUUCAAAUUCCCAUAAACCACUUCAGCAGACAUAAAUAAAGAAUAGAAAGGUUUGUUUAUAUGAAUUUAUAACUUGUAAUAAAACUAGGACAUUUGAAGUGAAUAACACUUUUAUCUCAUUACAAUGGCACCUGUCAAAGGGAGGAAUAUUAGGCAGUCCUUUAAUUUUAUGUUUUGGUAGCAGGUAAAAUGGGCAAGCAAAAAAGAUCUGAGUGACUUUGACAAGGGCCAAAUAGUGAUGGCUAGAUGACUGGUCAAAGCAUCUCCAAAACGACAAGUCUUGAGGGGUGUUCCUGGUAUGCAGUGGUUAGUAACUACCAAAAGUGGUGCAUGGAAGACAACACAUGAACCGGCAUCAGGGUCAUGGGCACACAAGUCUCACUGAGGCACGUGGGGAGUAAAAGUUAGCCCAUCUUGUCCGAUCACACAGUAGUAGCUCAAAAUGCUGACAACGUAAUGUUGGCCAUGAUAGAAAGGUGUCACAACACCCAGUGUAUUGCAGUAUGCUGUGUAUGGGGCUGCGCUGCUGCAGAUCGGUCAGAGUGCCAAUGAUCCCUGUCCAUUGCCAACACUGCCUUCAAUGAGGACAUGAGCAUUGGAACUGGACCAUAGAGCAAUGGUAGAAGUUUGGCUGGGUGUGUGUGCAACAUUUACUCGGGGAAGAAGGGAGGCUGGCAGAGGCAUUGUUAUGCUCUGGGCAAUGUUUAGCUGGAAAAUCUUGAGUACUGGCAUUUCUAUGGAUUUUACUUUGACACGUACCAUGUACGUAGAGAUUGUUGCAUAUCACACACACGGUAAUGGUGUUACCUGAUGUCAGUGGUCUUUUUCAGCAGGAUAAUGCACCCUGCCACUGCAAACAUUGUUCAAGAAUGGUUUGAGGAACAUGACAGAGUUGAAGGUGUUGCCUCGGCCUUCAAAUUCCCCAGAUCUCAAUCUGAUUGAACAUCUUUGGGAUGUGCUGGAACAACAAAUCCGAUCCUUAGAGGCAACACCCCAUAACUUGCAGGACUUAAACGAUCUGCUGCUAAUGUCUUGGGCCGAAUAAAAAACCAAAACAAAAACACGUUUAGAGGUCUUGCCUCAACGCAUCAGAGUUUAUAAGGUUUUAUUAUGAUCGCAAAUAAGCGGUGCGAUGAGCACCUAAAACAGUGUAUCAGCGCUACAUAUUCACACAUAAAAAGUUAGACUGUCCUGACACAAUAGUCUAGUGCUGAAAGCAUAAGAUAUGUAGUGUUGGUAUAUUUUUCCUAGCUGUAUAGAUUUUUGCAGGAGCCAUUAAUUACACUCCACAGCACUAUGAAAACAAAAUCUGAACACAGAUAAAAUGUGUGCAUAUUUCCCGAUAAAAUGCGGAAUUUAGUAAGCAUACAGUAAAUUUAAACGGUAGCAUGCUGGGUAAAUAUCCCGGACGCACACAUGGUACAAUUAAAUGCAUGUUAGCAAAAUUUCCAGCCCAAGAAAUAUAGAAUCCUAGUAUACUGUUCGGGUAAAUUUAACGCCGAAGUCACCACAAAAAAACAAAAAACAAAGCUAGUAACAAAAAACAAAACAAAAUUGUGCGAUAUCCACAUGAGUUGGGUGUCAUCACCUUCGUGGGGCAAAGGUGCUAGACCUGUGGGGAGGCGGGCAUAACACUUGCCAUAGCCACAAUGUCAAUGUUUGGGCUGGUCAGUGUAUCAUUAUGUAUAAUUUCAAUAUUAUUAGAGGAGCAGUUUUAAUGUCCAAUACAUAUGGUGUUGGCCAUUCUUAUUCCAUGUAAACUAGCCAUUUAACAGUAAUAUAUGGAAGGAGGGGGAGAUGUUUUGAAGUUUCUCCACUUGCAGCAACAACAAAUCCCAGAUGCUCACUUUUUUCCAUAUCUUGCCAACAUACAGCCUGAGUUGCACUAUUGAAAACGAAAAUGUAAAGUAUAUAUGCUUGUGUGUGGGUGUGUGUGUGUGUGUGUAAUAUAUAUAUUGCACAAAAAAUGCUAUUGCUUUACAAGGCAGCCCUUAUCACCCUGUUUCAGGUGAUAAAGCAUUGCAAUAUGUGGUGAAAUUGUCUGACACUUUUUUUGUGGUGUAAAUAACUAGAACCAAGUGGGAUAAUUCACUAAACUGUAAAUUGUAGUGAAUUAAAAAUUAUAUUGCAAAAUUUAGGCACCAUUGGCUUGUGAAGAGAAAAAAAGAAACCUCAAACUCCACUAUUAAACCAUCUGUUCUAUUUUUGCAUGUUUUUUAUUUCAUUUUAGCUUUCUGUUUACUACCAUGUGCUGUUUGACAAAUAUACCUUAAAAUGGCUGCUGUGUUUUUUUUAUCUAUAGUGAGCAAACACUAAGAUAAUUUAACCUCCAGAAAGGUUUUGUAGAACAUAUACAUCCUGUUUCUUUUGUUGCACUUUCUAUCAUAAUGGCUGUUUGAAUUUCAUCUACUCAUUGCUGUGUGUGUGUGUGUGUGUGUGUUUUGUGUUUUGUGUUGUUGUUGUUUUUUUUUUUUGCAGAGUUAUGCAGUGUGAAUAACCAGGAAUAAGACAAUAAUGCACCUGUUUAUUUUCCCUCCCUCCCCAGGAGAAACAUUUUGCCAAAUGUCACCACCAGUUACCUAAAGACCUGUCUAUACGACCGAAUGCACAACCCUUUUUGUCCUAUAUUUCGCUUGGGAAGCAUAGUAAGUGAGGCAGGAGAAUCCUUUCGCGAUAUGGCUAUACAGGUAAGGAGAAAAUGAGCUACAGUCUGCAUAAAGUCCAAUAUAAACUUACAAUUGAUAUAUUAUGGACUGCAAUAUUAAAGAUUCAGAGUGUUUUGUUUUUAUUUGUCUAUUUUUACAUUGGGUUUUCAGCAAAAUGACUAAUAAAGUUAUGUGAUAUUCCACUCAUAAAUCUUUAUUUAUUUUAUUUUGUCAAGUUGUGUUUUUAGGCAACAUUGAAAACACAACUUGGAAUUAACCAAAGUGAGAAUUCAAAGUGAAUUUAAAAUUUUAAGGUCAAAAUAGCCAAAAUGUAACAUUCUCUAAGCCAGGUAUGCUUCCAAUUCUGCAAAUUCCCACAAAGCAGCGAUACUGCACUCAAAAGAGAAAAAAUAAUUUUAUAUUGAUCACUGUAUUCAAAACCAAAAAUAGGGAAACCUGCAUCGUUGGCAAUAUUUCCCUUUGUCUGGGAUUUUUCCAUUUUAUUCUUGUUAAAUUAGAUUGCGUGUUGUUUGAGAAGGGGACAUCUAUUUCUAUUUCAUAGCUUCUAGUGAUAUAACUUUCAGGAUACCCAUGCUGAGCAAGUCGUCUCUUUAAAUCACCUGCAUGUGAUUCUCAGUUAACUAAAAUAAAAUGGGAAAAAUCUCAAACUAAGUGAAAUAUUGAAAGCGUAAGAUGUUUCUCUAUUUUCUGUACUGAGCACUGUGAUCCUUUUAAUUCAAUUGUAGAAUUUAUAGGGAGGCAUCUUCCCAUUUUGAAACUUGUUGAAUUUAAUCACAACUUGUCUGAUUUGAAGUAGUGCUAGGAAACGUCAUGUCCUUCAAAUCAUAUUUGUUGCCAAGCCAUUUUCUUUCAGGUUAUCCUCAAUUUAGUAACACCUGGCUCAACUGUACAGGAAUGUAUGCUUGUGGAUCUAACAUGUAAUUGUCAUUUUAUUGAUAUUAAGAACAAAAAUAUUUUAUCUCAUCAGUCACAGGCAAGAAAUUUGAAAUACAUUUUUUAGAACACAUACUGGGGGGGAGGGGAAUUUAUCCCUCUUCUCUAUUCAUAACAUUCCGAAUUGUAGAGUGGUCUUAAAGGAGAAGUUUUAAGGAAAAAUAAGGGAUUUACAUUUUUCUGAUCCCAAUCACCAUGGAUAUUCAGCAUUGAUAUGUAGUAAUCCACUCAAAAAAUGCAAAUUGUAGUUCAAAUAGGCAAUGUAGUUUUAAAACAAUUUAUUAGACUUGGAUUCAAGUUUAAAGGGACACUAUAGUCACCCAGAACACUUCAGCUCAAUGAAGUGGUCUGGGUGCCAGGUCCCUCAGGUUUUAACCCUUCAGAUGCAAAUAUAGCAGUUUCAGAGAAACUGCUAUGUUUAUAUUUGGGGUUAAUCCAGCCUCUAGUGGCUGUCUUUCUGACAGCCACUAGAGGUGCAUCUGCGACGCUGGAGGCAAACUUACUCCCCAAACAUCCAUGUGUCUGAUUAGCUACUUUAGCCCCUCCUAAACUUUCACCUAUAGUAAUAUCUGAUACCAAAUCUCCAUUAGUUAACACUAAAUCUAGUAUGACCUCUUUACGAGUUGGCUCCUAAACGACUUGUUUUGGACACAAUCCCAGUAGGGAGUUUAGUAUGUGUGCUCCUGGCACAAGCAGCUACUUUGGCUUUCCAAUUCACAUCAGACUAGACCCCAUUCAAUUUUUAUUUGAAAUUUCAUUUGUUCUUUUAAUAUGGGCCAAACUGGAACCAGAGAAAAUUUCCAAUAUCUUGCGAUAGUAAUCUUAGAGGCUACAAAUAUGUGAAUUACAAAGGGUGCUAAAUUACCGCAUAGUUGCCUAAUAUUGCAAUAUCAUCUUCCACAAUCCCACCAUAUAUGUAAAUAGUCCCCUCUUUCUGCAUGAUCCUGGUUAUUAAUACAUUUACUCAUUCUGCUGGGAACCAGACACCAUCUAUUUGCCAGUUUGUAUUGGCAUUCUACGAAGUUAAGACAUCGAAUAUUUUUACAAACUAAGGAGAAGGCCUCCCUCCAUUGUUCACAACUAAUUUGGACAUUUAAGUCUGCUUGCCAUUUAUUAAUAAUUACUUCUAUAGGUUUAUCGGGGUCUCUUGACAUAAAUUGUAAGCAGUCAGCUAUUUUUUUUUGGCGACCGUUUAUUUAAUAUUUUUUUCAAGCCAGAUUAUAUUAUUCGAUUCCUGACAGAAACCUUUUUACCCUAAGAUGGUUAAAAAUGUCCUUAUCAUCUAAUUGUAUUUCAAACUUAGCGAAUGAAAAUCAGACCAGGAAUUGUUUGUUUAUUCAAUUAUUUAUUCUUACUGUUCCACCUUCUAACCACUUGCGUAGCUUUAAAUCUGGCAUAUAAUAUGCAACAUAUGCCAGUGGAAGAGAUGGUAUUAACUUGUUAUACAAAUUAGAUUCUUUUCUGCUUUUCGCCCACCCUGUCAAGAUACAAUUAAGAGUGAUACUGUUAGAGCUGUAUUUUAAUGAACUGCCAUAUUUUGUCUGAACUGUCCAAAAUAAAGGUCCCAAUUCUACUGAGUGAACUUCAACUUGUUAAGUCCUGCUCGGUUUUAUGCCAUAUUUCCACAAUAGAGCACUUUAACUGAGUAAUAAAGGCAUGUGAUAAACUACAGGCCUUUUGGUAGUCUUUCAAGAUAGGGACCCCCAGUCUUACGAAUUUAACUUUUAAAAAUAAGCUAAUCGAAUUUAUCCUUGGAGUUUUGCCCAGCCGGGUGUAUUUAUUAAUGAGAGAUUGUGCUAGUGUCACCCAGCUAUCUGGGCAAGGCAGCGGUAUCACCCGAAAAAGAUAUAGCCAUUUUAGGACAAUAUAAGAUUUUACAUUAAUCUGCCCCCACCAAGAAAUUUCAAGAUUUUUCCAUUAAUUUAUUUAGCUGUAUAUUUAAGGAGUGGUAAAAAAUUAAGUUCCAUAAUUUUGCUUACGUCAUUUGCAAUUUCAAUUCCCAAAUAAUUAAUUGAUAGCUCCACACAACUAAAACCAAACCCAUUAUUUAUUUAUUUUUUUAAAUACCUCAAUCGUCUCCUGGGGUAAGUUAAUAGGUAAGGCUAUUAAUUUUAUUAAAAUUCAGUUUGUACCCUGAAUAAACUGAAUAUUCCUCCAUACAUGGCAAGAGUAUUAAGAGAGUUCACAGGGUAUCCAAGAGAAAGUACAUCAUUUGUGUACAUUGUCAGUUUAACACAGUUGCCCUUCACCUUCAGACCUUUUUUAUUAAAGCAAUAUUCCUUAUUGCAACCGCCAACGGUUCAGUUGACAUUAAGUAAAGAAGUGGGGACAGAGGGCAGCCCCGUCUCAUCCCAUUCUUUAGUGAAAACCAAUCCGAUGUAAAUCAAGCACCCACCACUCUGGCCGACUGAAAGCAUAUAAUGCCAUUAUUGCACUUCUUAUAUUCUUCAGUAGCCCAAAAGCUUCCAAAACAUUGUUUAAAAUUUUUUCUGAACUCUGUUUUUUAUGCACACGUCAUCUGGUUUUGGCCAGCCGGUGAUAUGUUACUGCCCGAAAACUUUUUUAACCAAAUGUGCAGAUAUCAAAUGUACCUUUAGCAGCAAUCUCUAAACUAACUCCUGCAUAAAGAAUCUAACUGGAGAUUUGGGGGAAGGAAACUGACUGACUAACUAAAAUUUGCUUCUUUUAAAAAAAACUAAAAUAACACUAACAGCGGGAUUUCGGCGGAAACGAUCUCUGAUUGCUCCCGCUGCUAGUUUUCCGUGAUGACGGUCCUGAACCGUCAGCUGGUCGUGAAGGGGUUAAACCUUAUAAUUUUUUGUUUGUUUGUUUGUUUGUUACACUGACAUGGAUUGGAGGCACACAAAGGGCUGCAGGUAGCAGUCUGAUUAGGCUCCAAGCCUUUUUUUUUUUUUUUUUUUUUAUUUAAAUGUGUCUCCAACACAUUUUAAAUAGUGGGCAAUUUUAUUUUAUUUUGCAAAAGCAUCCUGUAACAAUGGUAAUUUCCCAGUUUCAUUUAGUUUUUUGUUCUCCACCUUCCAUUUUUUUAACUUUAUUUUUUUUUUUUAUGCCUCGUACAGGAUCUGUUGGUCACCAUUUUCAUCACUGCUGCUUACCAUGUUUGUAUUAUUUGAAUAAAUCUGCACUACAAAUUUUGUACAUCAUUGACCCAUUCCUGGUCUUCCGUGAGUGUUUGUUUCCCAAACCAGAGUUGUACAGAGCAGUGAGCAUGAAUUAACAUAUAUUUGUGUGAGGUUUAUACAAGCAUCUGUUAGUCUCUCACGUUAUGUCACCUUAUCGUUAUAACCCUGUAGUCGUGUUUACCCCACCCCUGUUGCUAUCCCCCUAUUUGAUUUAAAUGGGAAAGAGUUUUCUCCUGUUGUGAGGCCAGAUGAAAUGACCCCAGUGCGCCUGAAUUAUCAAGGACACCACGUGUUCCAUCAUCACCUAUUUGUCGGAUCAUGGGCCCAACAAACAGUCCCUAACUUACAAGUGGCAUUGGUCUAAACAUAAGAAGCAGAGCUGAGAAUAGUGGUGCACUGUAGUGUGUGUCUAGUUAUGCUUCAGUUCCAUCUCCUUUGCCUUAGUCUAUGUAGAGGUGGCUACUUGGUUCUGUAACCGUUUCUACCUAAUACAACAAUGGUUGUAUGCAGUUGUGAUCUCCAACCUUGAACAGGCACUUAUGAUGUGACUUAUACUUGCGUGGCUGUCAAAAUGUCCUAAAUGUGUUUGACAGUAGCAUAACUUGUGCUGUCCCCAUCCUAUCCCUUCCCCCGCCAGUAUAUCUAUUUUCAAUUGUAUUUUUCAAGUUUAUUUUCCCUGAUUUGGGUUAGCGGCACAUAUUUUUAUUCACUUUUUUAAUUCUCACUUUGGUGAAUAAUUUUGUACAUUAUAGGGCUUCAGCCAUUAUCCCCAGCCCCUGUGUUUGGCUAAAUUUGUAGUCCAUUUUACUCCAUUCAAAACAAAAUAAAAUCAUUCUUGUUGAAAGUUUUGCAAAAAAAAGUCCAAUUGGUGACAGACAUUUUGAUUUUAUUUUUUGGUAAGUUGCAUAGCCUGAUGGGUACAAGUCACAUUUAAAAAUGGGUUAAUUAACUACAUUCUCAAUAUUGUAGUGAAUUGAAAUACGAAUUUCAAAAUGUAAGUGAAAAUGGCUGAAUUGGGAGGGAGAGGGGGGAAAUGUUCCACAUCUACUAUAAUCACAGCUUUGCCAUUCAGAUUUACAUUCCUUACAACAGUCCUGCAUGCCGAGGUGGAGAAUUCUGUUAAACCAGCUCUUUCACCUUUUAAGGUCUUUCCAAUGAGGACUUUGCCACUUCCAGUGAGGUGGCUGUGGGGUACAGGGAAAGAUGAGUUUUACAUACCUGAACAUCGUCCUGCUGGUCCUCUUAAGCUCCUGAUGCUUUAUGUUCCAGGAGCCGACAUUGGUGCUUUACGAUGUGAGGCUGAACUACGAUGUGAGGCUCAAUUUCAGCUUGUGUAACUAUAAUAUUGGGAAUAUAUUAAGACUAUUAAGUCUGCAAGAUAUCUUGGUUAUGUAAGGAUGUGUGUCUUUAUUCCUGAUGAAUAAACGUUUGCAUUUUUUCCACAGGGGGGUGUGAUGGGGAUACAAAUUAGGUGGGACUGUGAUCUGGACAAAAAGUUCUCAAAAUGUGUCCCAAGGUAUUCUUUCCGGCGACUGGAUAGCCGAGAAUUGGAUCACAAUGUGUCCCCUGGCUAUAACUUCAGGUCAGCAUGAAAUGUACCAUACUAACACAUAACUGUUAAUGUGGACAAAAUGCUGUGAAAUCAGAUGAGGUUGGAAACUGUCUGCAUUAAUACCUUGCAAAUGUGUGUAAUUGUGAAAUAAUUAUUCCUGUUUGGGUUGGUGGAACAAUUUUUGCUUGCCAUAGAAAGCUACAGCGGAUCUAGCAGGUAGCCAGAUGGUGAAGAGCAUUAUGCUACUGUCUAAUUCAGGGGUAGUCAACCUUUUAAUAACUACCGCCCACUUUGUUGAUUGCUGCAGUGCAAUUUUAAAAAAAAAUGUACUUUAAAUGUAUCCAUUUCCCCCCCUUUGUUUUUCUAUUUUUUUUUUUUUUUAUCUCUGAGGUGCUGUUUGUGUGAAGGGUGCUGUGUGUUUGUGUGUAAAGGGUGCAGUUUGUGUAUUAGGGGGCAGUGUUUGUAAAGGGUGCACUGUGUGUAUAUGGGUGAGGGGUGCAGUGUGUGUGUGUGACUAGUGUUGUGUAUUAGGGGGCAGUGUUGUGUUUGUGUGUGUGUGUGUGUGAAGGGUGCAGUGUUGUGUGUGUGUGUGUGUGAAGGGUGCAGUGUUGUGUGUGUGUGUGUGUGUGUGAAGGGUGCAGUGUUGUGUGUGUGUAUGAGGGAGGCAGUUUGUGUGUGAGGCAAAAGUGUGAGUGGGAGGAGUGCAUAGGGUCUAUGCUGUGUGUAGGUGGGUGAGAUGUGAAAAUCUAUCUUAAUAUGUCCCCCAUCCCUUCUUCUUACCUUUUACCAGGGAGGGGGGGGGACAUAAUUCUGCAAACCCUGGUGGUCCAGUGGUGGCAUGUUCCCUUUAACCUGCAGCCACUUCUGUCCUCCUGCAAACACAGCACUGUAUCGGAGCGUUGCCAUGGUUAACGCGCGGCAACAGUCCGACCAGCCUUCUCGCGGGAGGAACACAGAGCCUCCCAGGUCCUUCCCCUACCUUUGCUGGAACCAAGUGCCAGUGGGCCGGUGAGGGAGAUCUUUGAUCUCCUCACCAGCCCGAGAGGGCUCACAAUAAGGCUACAGUUGCAUGGGCCGGCAGGGGAGAUGAAAGGAUCUCCUCUGCAAGCCUUGGUCCAUGGCCAUCAAGGCCCACUUGACAUUUUCUCCAGAACCCACCAACGCCCACCUAAAAUCCCAAACCGCCCACUAGUGGGCGGUAGGGAUCAGGUUGACUACCCCUGGUCUAAUUAUUCCACUCUGUGUUGCUGAAUAGUUCAUCAGGUCUGCUUUGUAAAUCAAGUAUACCAGUAUUAUGAUCAGAUUUGUGUGAACACAUAGGUCUCCAAAUACCCUGGGCUUUAUUCCCUAAUUUUGGAAUUGGAAAAACUUGGGGGGAAAAAAAUGUUGGUCUCUUACUUUGACAUAACACUUAAAAUUCCUUAAACAAUUUUCCAUAACUUCCAAUUUAGUGAACUAACCCCAUGGUGUACUUAUUUUAGUGUUUCUGCUGUGUGCAGUGUAUUUGAACUCCCUGACUAUAGCAAAACGAAUCUCUAUAUUUCCUAUUUCCUCCAGAUCUGCAAAAUAUUAUAAGAAUAUUAAUGAUGUGGAAUCAAGAACGCUAAUGAAAGUCUAUGGGAUCCGUUUUGACAUCCUGGUUUUCGGAACAGUGAGUACAUGUUUGGGGGGGGGGGAGGAAUAAAUGUGUGCGUGUCUAUAUGUCUGUGAAUAACAUUGAUUUAUAUUGUUACAAUGGCACCUAUCAAAGGGUGCGUUAUAUUAGGCAGCAGGUAAACAGCCAGUUUUUUAUUUCAUGUGUUGGAAUCAGGAAAAAUGGGAAAGCGAAAAGAUCUGAGUGACUUUGAAAGGGACCAAAUAGUGAUGAAUGGGUCAGAGCAUAGCCAUACCAGCAAGUCUUGUGAGAUGUUCCCAGUAUGCAGUUGUUAGUACCUACCAAAAGUGGUGCAAGGAAGGACAACCGGUGAACCUGGCCAAGGCUCAUUGAUGCAAGUGGGGAGUGAAGACUAGCCUGUCUAGUCUGAAUACUGAAAAGCUACUGUAGCUUUAAUAACUGAAAAAAUUAAUUCUGGACAUAAUGGAAAUGUGUCAGAAUACUGCCUAUGGAGCUGCAUAGCCGUAGACUGAUCAGAGUGCCCCGAUGACCCCUGUCCAUUGCCAGAGAUGUCAGAACUGGACCACGGAAGAUGGUUGUCUGGUCUGAUGAAUCACAUUUUGUUUUAGAUCAGAUGGAUGGCCUGGUCAGUGUGUGUCAUUUACCUGGGAAAGAGAUGGCAGGCUGGUAGAGGCAGUGUUAUGCUCUGGUAAACAUUGGGCCUUAGCAUGCAUGUGCUUGUUACUUGUACCACCUACCUAGAGAUUGUUGUAGACCAUGUACAUGACAGUGGUGUUUCCUGAUGGCAGUGGCAUCUUUCAGCAGCAUAAUGUACCUUGCCACACUGUGGAGUUCAGGAGUUGUUUGAGUAACAUGACAAAGAGUUCAAGUGUUGCCUUGGCCUCCAAAUGCCCCUGAUCUCAAUCUGAUCUAAGGAUUUGUGGGAUGUUCUGAAACAACAAAUCCAAUUCAUGGAGGCCCCACCUCACAACUUGCAGGACAUAAAGGAUCUGCUCCUAAUGUCUUGGUGCCAGAUACCACAGCACACAAUCAAAGAUCUUGUGGAAUUCAUUCCUCAACUUAUCAGAACCAUUUUAGCAGUUUGAGGGGGAUCUACAUAAUGUUAGUCAGGUGGUUUUAAUUUUGUAGCAAUGUUGUGCCCAAAAACACAGAACUCUUAAAUUACACAUUUUAUAUAGUGCAUCUAAUUUAUUUUUAUUUUUCUGUUGUAUAAUUGAGAAAGCUUUUCUUAUUGAAAUCUAAAAAUGUUUUUGUUUUUUUUGUUUUUUAAAUUCUUUAUUUUUGUUGUGCAUGCAUUAACAUGCUUGGAUAGCCAUGACAGCUAUAGCAAGCUUAUUAGCAAUAAAGUAUAACAAUAGCAUGGCAUUUUGAGUAAUGGCACAAUUUUUAAAAUGGUAAAGAUAAUUCGCAGAGUCUAACAACAUAGAGUUAAAGGCAAUGUGUGAAAAGAGUAGUUUCUGUUCUGGUCGUAAGGUUAGUUUUGGCAUACGUGCUUGUGAUCUGGAGUUAGCCUGUAAGUGAAGGCAUGGUGUGCGCUUAUGUGUCGAGGUUGAGUUGGGACCUUGCCCUCUAAGGGAGUAGGUCGAUAUGCCUUUGUUGCAUAGCUGCCAAUACCGUGUCCAUCUCCGCGAUGUCUGUCUCUUUAUAUUCCUUGUCUUGGUGUUGGAUGAGGAGUACGUGUGAUGGUCCCCAACGGUACGUCACUCCCUUGGCUGUUAAUGUCGCUGUAAGUGGUCGGAGAGACUUACGCCAUUGCAGGGUUGUGCGCGAGAGAUCUGAGUAAAACGUUACGUCCCUAUCUUCAAAGCGGUAGGGGUUCUUCCCUUUGAUGGCGCCCAUUUUGAAAUCUGACCAGGAGGUCACCUGUUGCAGAGCUUGUGAGUUGUGGUGGCUUGGGCAGGCGGAACAUGCCAUCCAGCUGCACCCCUUUAGCUUGUUUAGGGGACAGGAGGGCCACAAAAAGCCUUCUUAGAUGCUGUAGCCCCAGCUGAGCUUCCCCAUCUCCUGAGAGGCCUCUAAUUUUGAUAUGAUUCCACCUCUUUUUGUCUUCCAUAGCUGCUAGUUGGUGGGUGACUGUAGUGUGAGCUGAGGAGAGGUCUUUGACCUGAUUCUGUAGCUCUGUCAUUUGUGCUGCCUGUGCCUGAGUGGUUUGCUCCACUGCUGAGAGGCGAUCAGUGAACCCCUUAACAUCUUCCCUUAUCUGGGAGAUCUCCGUGGUGAGCAACUGGCAUAGGUCGGUCAGGAGAGAGGUAAGAAUCUCUGUGGUAACCGGGAGACCCGCCGUCGGUUGUGUGGGUUUGGAAGGUCCCUUGUAGCCCAAUGUCUCAGGGCAGUGGAGGGAUGUGUCGUCCGAGCUCCCAGAGUAAUCCUCUAAGUCAGCCGCCAUGUUGGGUCCCGCCGCGCCAUGCGGUCUCCUCAGCAGGUCGCCUAUAUCGGCCGUGAACCACUGGCCAUCCGGGCGCGUUUUUUUUAGUUUUUCUCCAUCGGUGGAGAAGUGUUAGCAGGCUGUCUGCAGUGUGGUAGGGUGCUUCUUGCGGCUGAUUUUGAGCCUUAUUUGGCUGCGGUCGACAGAGAGCAGUAGGUAUGUGACCGUUCAUGCCGAGAGCUGGCUCUGCCCCCUAAAUUAUGUAUUUUAACCCAUGUAUGACAUGUCAUGAUUCCCUUUUAUUCUAGUUUGGUCCUUAAGGGUUUAAAGGGAUACUAUAGGCACUAAAAUGCAUCUUAAUGAGGCAGAGGAUUGAGCAGUGAAACUGCAGAGGCAUAAUCUAUACACCAAAACUGCCAUUCAGGAGGUAAAUCAAUUUUGUUCUGUUUAUGCAGCCCUAGAAACUCCUCCCCUGGCAGUGACUCACGCAGCCUAUAUGAAAAUAUGGUUUCAUUUUUAAUUGGAUGUUAACUUGCUUUAGAAGUUUUUAUCUCCUUCUAUGUAAAUUUUACUUUAAUCACACACUGCUCGGCUAACUAUUAAAAGAGCAGGAAAUAAGAAAUUCUGAACUAAACAGUUCAAUAGAGGCAAUAGAUCUCGCUUUACAGUAAGUGUUUAUGGAAGGCUGUGCAAGUCACAUGCAGGGAGUUGGGGCUAGGGCUGCAUAAACAAAGUGAUUUAACACCUACAUGGCAGAGAAUUGAGCAGUGAGACUGUAGGGGCACAAUCUAUACACCAAAACUGCUUAAUCAAGCUAUGACUGAUUUGGUGCCUAUAGUAUUAGUUUGUAAAUGUGUUUGUGUGGUUUUUUUUUUUUCCCCUAGAAGUAAUGAAAUCAAGUUUUUAUUUUUCAGGCUGGAAAAUUUGACAUAAUUCCAACAAUGAUUAACAUUGGUUCGGGACUUGCGUUGCUUGGAGUGGUGAGGGUUUUCUUGUUUUUUGCUAUUUUUAUACAAUAUGUCUAACUUGUGAUUUCUUAGUUGUAAUAAGGGGACACUCUCUAAGCACCAAAACCACUGCAUCCUAAUAAAGUUGUUUUGGUGCUUGAAAACCUUGCCCUACACCCUAAGGAAUGUGAACACUGCUAUUGUAAGAAAAGGAAUGUUAACAUUAGACCGUUGAAAUGCCUAAAGUGGUCACCAAUCAGACUACCAUUAGAGGCAAUCCUAUGUGAAGACUUUCAAUAACAGAAAGUCCUCAUAGUCACCAUCACCAAAAGUUUUAAUGCCCCCCAUAGGGAAGAAUUUGAUUCAAGGACUCCGAGGAGCAUCUUAUUGGAGGAGUGCAGCAUAAGCACAGAUCUCUCUCCAAUGUUUUCUUGUCUUUUUAUUUUUUAUUUUUUUUACGAAUGGGACUUAAUCUAAACUUCAGCAACACUAACAUGUAAAAUAUAUCUUAUUUUUAUAGCUGCUUUUCUUUUAAUUGCUUUGUUGAUCUCUAGCAUGUCUUUAUCUAAAAACAAUAAUCCCAAAAAGCCCCCCCCGCCCAACCAAAUUAUUAAAGUGGUCCAAGAGUCCAUAUACAUUUUUACAAAUCUAUAUAUGUGAAUAUGUACUUAUAUUAAGUUAUGCAUUAAUUUUGUGAAUCAGGUCAUUGUACUAAAUGAUUACAUAAUGUGGAGAAUAUCAAAUGUAUGUCUGCGCUCAUCAUAAAAUCUGAUACUGUAGUGAUGAGUGCUGGAAACUACUAAAAUCUAAUGUUAAAUGAUGAAGUGGGUCUUUUUUUUUUUUUUUUAAUUACAGGCAAUCAAAUACAACAAUAUUGGUUUAAUCAAUGUAUGUCAGGACAUAGUUUUCAUAGGCCUGUAGGUUUGCAAUAUAAUUGGAGGGGUAAAUGCUCUGAUACUUGAAGGAUGUAGAAAAAUGUAAUUAUUAUUUUCUAUUUCAUCUUUUUAAUAAUAGUAGAGGAUUUUUUUUCAUUUUUUGUUUGUUUGAUUAUAGGCAACUGUUCUAUGUGACGUCAUUGUCUUCCAGUUCUUUAAGAAAAGAUAUUACUACAGAGAGAAGAAAUUUAAACAUGUGGAGGAUUACGACGAAUUGGUAAGACUUCUCAUGGGUUUUAUCUUCAUGUUCUUGAGGAGUUGUACAGAAUGUGUUAGAUUUUCCCACAUGUUCACAUCAUAUCAUACUGCUGUGUGAUCCUAACUUCCUGAUUUUAUUAACCGCCCCUUUGUUGUUUAUAUUGGUGGCUUGAGCUGAUUUUGGAGACUGGUGAAAUAUAUGUAAUGUCCUUUGUCCACUAGACGAUCUCGUUGAAGGGACUCUGUAAGCAAAGGACUACCAUAGUAUGUCUGACAAUGUAUUUUUCCAUAGUUACAUGUGAUCAAGGGUGGAGGAUGAAAAAUCAAAUCUAUUAAUAGUUGAAUUACAAAGAUCAAUUUUCUCUCUUACUCUGCAUUGCUGCUCUGCUUCAGCUCUCACUGGGCUAGCUCUGCAUUAUAGAAUCUAUUCACUUACAGUAGAUGUUUAAAACAACACAGGUUACACCAGCCCAGGUCACUCCUUCCUUUUUGCUGAAGCAAAACUGCUUAAUAUGUUGACAGUCUACAUAUAAUAAUAAUUAAAAAAAAGUCUACAUUGAAUACACACAAGAAUAAUAAAGUUCAAACUUUUACAUAUUAUAUGCUAUUGACACCAAAGUAGACUUUAAAACCUAAUUUGACCCAACUUUCAAUUGUGCAGUAAAAAAGAAUUAUUUACAUUGUGCUACUCGAACGUUCCCAUCAUUCAACUGAUCAUUCUGCUAAGCAUUUAUUUAUUUAUUUUUACCAGUUUUAAAACUGAAGAUUGGUAUGCGGUUGUACUUUUUGUAGGAUACUUUGCAUUUUUAACGUUCCAAUUACUCCUUGUUGCUUCUCCGAUGUGCACGUAUUGAGUUGGGCUUUGCAGCAACAGCAAAUUUUAUUUUCUCUUUGAAUAAGAUAAUCGGGAACAUGAUUUGCUUGAUUAAUCUAUGGUCUACCAGUUAUGUUCCAUUUAAGAAGCACACAUUUUUGUUACAGAGUGGUAAUGAAGAACACGGGUCAAAUCCUUGAUGAAAAGAGCACUUGCCUAUUCUGGCAUGUUCAUUUGCAAAUACACUCGUUUACAAGCCUUGGUGGGCGGCUGCAGCAGACCUGGCCAUCGAACAUUCCACAAGCCACUUACUCCUCUUGUUAAAUAUGCUAGACCAAUAUGAUUGUGAUAAAACCCACUAAUUGCGGUGUCAGUAGCAACGUAUAUUGCAGUUGGCUUAUGUAAAAGGGAAAUCCAAAUACUGCAAUCAAGAACUUUGUUUUUUUUUUUUUUUUUUGGACUAUGAGAAAUUAAAUCGUUUAUGCUCUGAUCAUACAAAUAUUUUAUUUUUUUUCUGCAAGAAUGAUCUGUCAUAUAUUUGUUCUUCAGCCCAAUACACUGCAAUGUGGACAACCACAAAAAGAGAAAUCCCCCAUCUGUUGUACAACAGGAAGAACUAAGGGGAUUUUAGGCAUUACAAGAAAUAAACCUGUAUUAAGAAGCGCACACAAACAGGCAUUGUUCCAAAAGGGAAAUUACUUCACGAACCACAAUUAAGAAAUGUUUGCUGUUCCAAAGUCUGCAUUCACUCCAUGACUUAAAAUAUGGUGUUUUUAUUGCGUGACUUAAUUUCAGUGCACUCUUUGAUAAACCUCACCACCAACCAAAAUUGCUUAAUUAUUCAUCACAGAAAGACAAUGGAAGUUUCAGAAUGAAGCUAGAAAGGUUAAAAAAAAAAAAAAAAAAUCAAAUUUACAAUUAGACUAACACUUUUUCUAAAAUCUUCAAAUGUGUUUCUCUAGCAUUUUAUUUAUAAUUAUUUAAAUGUUGUCAUCCUUUCAGAGAUUUACAUAUUUUUCUAUUCUUGGAAUAAAAUUCUGCAC